AUGCGAGCCGUGAGGAUCCAGUCUUCCAAGGGUCAAGAGCCCUACUCUGCGAGUAAUCCGGCGCCUUCAUCUGCGCUGGUGCUUGAACGAGAUGUUCCUGUUCCUGAUCUGAAGCAUGGGCAGGUUCUCGUUCGCGUCCAUGCUACGACCGUGACUCGCGACGAGUUGACCUGGCCUGAGUCAUACCAUCAUGAGCUUCGAAUUCCCGGAUAUGAUUUCUCCGGUGUUGUUGAAAAGGUUUGUGAGGAGGGGAUGUUUAAGCCUGGGGAUGAGGUGUAUGCUAUGGUUAGCACCAAGAGAGGCUCGACAUGGGCAGAGUAUGCGAUGGCGGAGGAGGAUGAGUUGGCUCCGAAGCCGAAGAACUUGUCCUGGGCUGAGAGCGUCACGGUUCCUCUUAGUGCGUUGACGGCGUGGCAGGCUUUGUUUGUCCAAGCAGGCGUGCCGGAGCCGGACUUUGACGCGUCUGCAAAGAUAUCGACUGGACGGACUCUACUCGUGACGGGAUCGUCGGGCGCAGUUGGCUCAUACAUUGUCCAGCUUGCCGUCUAUGCUGGCCUACAAGUCGUCGCCGCGUCGAGUUCAACGGAGCGAAACGACGAGUUUCUUCGGUCACUGGGAGCACACGAAGUUGUCGAGUACAACGAAUUGAGCAUCGUCAAACGCUCUUUCGACAUUGUCAUCGACACCGUCGGAGGGAAACCACUAGCUCAAGCUUGGGAUCUCGUGACGGACGCAGGGAGUCUCAUUUCUGUGGACUCGAGCAGCUUCAAUUUUGCGAAAACGCCGCCGGCUGGAAAGGAGCACGUCAAGGCUGUGUUUUUCAUUGUUGAGCCUUCUGGAGAGCAAUUGGGCAAACUUGCAAAGGCGUUGGAGAUGGGGUAUGUUCGACCUUUUUUGGCAGAGACUUUUCCUCUUGCUGAAGCAAGGGAGGCUUAUGAGAGGGCUAGUGGGAGGAUGGAUAAGAGAGGAAAGGUGGUGUUGAAGUUGUGA
Fusarium vanettenii 77-13-4 is the source of this 990-nucleotide messenger RNA. RefSeq lists its product as uncharacterized. Lineage: Eukaryota; Fungi; Ascomycota; Sordariomycetes; Hypocreales; Nectriaceae. Gene Ontology annotation, molecular function: oxidoreductase activity. The coding region runs from base 1 to 990 and encodes 329 amino acids. The record is from RefSeq and is a predicted model, not a curated record. The transcript has a single exon.